UUGCCGUUUUUAAACGAUUUUUCGGAGUUUUUCUGGGCUGCGCCGGUUCACUUGCAUGUCCUUUUGCAAAAUGCAAAAAGAAAAACUUGAUUCUAUCCCCAUCUUCACUUCACUUCCCCAGGAUGUUGUCUUCAAGAUCGCUUCGCUGCUUCAGGUGCGGGAUUUGUGUGCCUUGGGUUGUUGUUCGAGGUUCUGGAGGGAACACUGCUUCUCAGAUUGCAUUUGGGAGUCUCUUGUCAGAAACAGAUGGCCCUUACUCUCUUCCUUCAAUUUCCCUUCUUCUUCCACUCGCUUUCCCAAUUUCAAGAAAUGGUGGAAAUUGUACCUGGAGAGGCACGUGGAGUUGGGAGUUAGAGCAAGGUCUGUUGAGAAGUUUUUGGAAGCUUGUUCACUUUGUGAACCACUUGAGGUUGGCGACUAUCUGAAAGCUGUUAGCACCUUGAUUGGUGCCAAGUUUGGUUUUGAAGAUGUCCAGAGGUUCCUGUUCAACCCUCAGAUGAAUGUGCUGCUUAACUUGGUUGGUGUACACUAUUGCCUCACAAACCUUGGGAUUCGGGGUGAUAAUCUUAUAGAAGUCCUUCGGACUCAUGAGAUCUCAGAACGGCGUGUAUGCAUCAAGUGGUGGAAACUUGGUAGAUGGUUCUAUGGCUUCCGAAUGAGGGACGAGCCACAUUCUCGUUGGAUUUCUUUGGCAGAUUUGGCAACAGAACAUGAUGAGCAGAUUUUGGGAGUGCUUCGCCGGGGUACUAUUCAUGAGGUUUUAGUUGUUCAGAUUUCUGCUGUUGGUCGUACAUCAUAACAUUGGUCCUGACUGGUUUCCCAGAGACUGGAAUAGUCACAGGGAGCUCACAUAUAGUAUCAAAUUAUUAACGUGUAUAGUUAUUGAUUUCAAAAUUCCUCUGUAAUAAUACAUGUGCAGUAUGUCAUUUAAAUAUAUGACAAUAAUCCAAGUUCAGAAAACCUAUUAUCUUAUUCACAUGGCAUAUUUGAGCUCCUUAUCUUAUUGUAUAUAACUGAGACUUAACUAGCUUGAUUUUUGGCUGCACAACAUUAAAUGAAAAGAAGGCAUGAAGGUUUUGGUG
Messenger RNA from Abrus precatorius (Indian licorice), 1082 nucleotides. RefSeq lists its product as uncharacterized. Gene Ontology annotation, cellular component: SCF ubiquitin ligase complex. The record is from RefSeq and is a predicted model, not a curated record. Gene Ontology annotation, molecular function: protein binding. Gene Ontology annotation, biological process: protein polyubiquitination; SCF-dependent proteasomal ubiquitin-dependent protein catabolic process. The transcript has 4 exons. The coding region runs from base 56 to 799 and encodes 247 amino acids. NCBI's taxonomy places the organism in Eukaryota, Viridiplantae, Streptophyta, Magnoliopsida, Fabales, Fabaceae.